UUUACCGUCGUCUGGUGCGGACAAAAAGGCCGCAAAAACACACAAAUUUUGCCGUUGGAGUUAAACAACUAUCAGCCGCCGACGAUGGAAGUGGAGGUGCUCGAGGGUGAAGAGGUGUGCUACGAUCACGGGUACGCCGUGAGGGAAGACGACUCGAGAUGGAACAGUUUGUUUGCAAUGCUGUCGGGGAUAAGCAUCCGGAUAGAGGGAAUCAGCUCCGAAAUUAAUUCCAUCGACAGCAGGUUAAAAAAGUGCGAGAAGAUACAGGCAGAAACUGCAGCCGCUGUUGGGAGCGAGGUGGAAACGCUCAAAUCGCAGAUGGCUGCGCUGAAGAGUGUUAUUGAGACCGCCGAAAUAGAUGCGCUGGCGCCACCGAUAACCGAACUCAUCCAGCCGGCCAAAUGCAAGGAAGAUUUGGAUGCACUCGAAGAAAAAGCAUUGGACGAAGACUAUAAAAAUCAGCUGGUUUCCGCGGUUGCACGCAUACACGGUUGCAAUCGAAUAGGAGAGGGAGCCACCGUUAGCUAUCAAAUAAUUGAUUUCUUUUUCGAUCGAAAGUUUAUGGUGGAGUGCUCCUGGUCGGGAGAGUCGAUAAAAUCGGGAGUGCAUAAUUUUGACGCUAAAAUUGCCUUAUCCAAGUACUGUAAUCUUAUAGGUCUUUUUCAUGCGUGCGUUAACGUUACGGAUAGCACAUACACACAAAACGAGUGCGUCCAGGUCAUCCGUAUGUGCUUGAAAAAUUCCAAACGGCGGUUGAAGGCAAACAGGAGACGGAAAUCUGCAGCGCAACGGAAGAAGAAGCCCACUAGCGAAGAUUUAGCCGUAAGGAUGAUUGCGGAAAAACAGCUACGACGGCUCCAGGCGGUGGGGGUAAAGAAGAUAGCUAAAUCCUAAAUCCUGCGUUCGAGUAGCUCUAUUCUAUAAGGCGACAUUAAUUUACUGACGAUAACAACCUCAUCCGCUGUGUCGUUGGGACACUCAGUCCAUUCUACGGUCAGUUCCGCGUUGUGUCGACUUCUUGAUUGACACACAGCACAAUUUCUCUCUUUUCAACAAAAUCAUAAAAUAUAACUGGCACAUUUGCUUAUUAUGAAAGACUUAAGUAAAUUUCAUUUUAGUGGUAAAUUCCCGUUAAAUCUUUGUGUGGUUCCAAAGCAACUUAUCAAGCAGGCGAUGCAGUGGAGAGAUUUUGCCACAACAAAUAAAGCGUUAUGCGUUACGCAGUCGAUCAA
Messenger RNA from Anopheles aquasalis, 1232 nucleotides. RefSeq lists its product as uncharacterized. NCBI's taxonomy places the organism in Eukaryota, Metazoa, Arthropoda, Insecta, Diptera, Culicidae. The record is from RefSeq and is a predicted model, not a curated record.